Ceratotherium simum simum (southern white rhinoceros) is the source of this 849-nucleotide messenger RNA. RefSeq names its product zinc finger protein 488 (gene ZNF488). Gene Ontology annotation, biological process: oligodendrocyte development; regulation of DNA-templated transcription. The record is from RefSeq and is a predicted model, not a curated record. NCBI's taxonomy places the organism in Eukaryota, Metazoa, Chordata, Mammalia, Perissodactyla, Rhinocerotidae. Gene Ontology annotation, cellular component: nucleus.
UGUGCUCAGACGGCGCUGUCGGCAACCCCGGGCAAGCUCAGACUGGGAAAGCUGGUGCCGCGGAACACAGGUUGGGCACAGGGGCAGAGCGCCUUCACCGAGGUGCCUCCGCUCCAGAAGAGGCUGGGGGGCAUGCAGGCCCAGGAGAGGGAGCACAGUGGUCCUGCAGGCCAGCCUGGCUCCCGGGAGCUGACCCAGGAUGUCCCCAAGGACCCAGCAGGCAGCAUGUUCUUCUCAGUGUGGCCCAGUGGAGCCAGAGGGGAGCAGAGAAGCGCCUUCAGCAAACCAGCCCAGGGUCCAGCAGGAAGACCUGGGCCGACCUCUGUCUUCCAGGCAGGAGGGCCUGCACACGCCCUGGGGGAGCUCCUGGGACUCAUCAGCACGGUAGACAUCCCUGGGUGGGGUCGACUUUCAAAUUCCAAGCUUUUGGUGACUGAUUUCUGGAACCUGCAAAUGUCGCCAGAAAGCGCUCCUCUCUGCAGCCCUUUCCUGGGUGCGCCUACGCUGUGGCUCAAGCAGGCUGCGGCCCAGACACCCACGCCCUCGGCAGCCUCCUCCACUGCCUCCUGGGCCCUCCUGCCACCCACGUUCAUCUCCCUUGGCCUGUCCACCCAGAACUGGUGUGCAAAGUGUAACCUCUCCUUUCACCUGACCUCCGACCUGGUCUUCCACAUGCGGUCCCACCACAAAAAGGAGCAUGCAGGGCUGGACCUCCAUUCUAGGAAGCUGAGAGAAGAGGCCCUCACAUGCCCCCUUUGCCACGAAUACUUCCGGGAGCGCCACCAUCUCUCCCGGCACAUGACUUCCCACAGUUAGCAGGUGGCCGUGGAACAGACCUCUGGGUGCCGC